This is a messenger RNA of Aegilops tauschii subsp. strangulata, 756 nucleotides long. Lineage: Eukaryota; Viridiplantae; Streptophyta; Magnoliopsida; Poales; Poaceae. The record is from RefSeq and is a predicted model, not a curated record.
AUGGCCGCCUCCGCGCGCUGGCCUUGGCCGGCCUGCCCCGCGCCCGCGCCGCUUGGCCCCGGCGCGCCCGCCGACUCGCCAUCUCCUCGCCGUCCGCCCGCGCCAACCCCCGCUCUGCCUCGCGGGCCCCUGCCGGGUCAACGCGCCCACGCGUCUGCCCCGCCGGGUCGCCGCGCCCGCCGGUGGCCGCCUCCGCCUCCGCCCGCGGCCGCCUGCUUGCUUCGGCCGGCUCCCGCAGUCGCCGCGCCCGCCUGUGGCCGCCUCCGCCUCCGCCCACGGCCGCCUGCUCGCUUCGGCCGGCUCCCGCUGUCGCCGCGCCCGCCUGUGGCCGCCUCCGCCUAUGCCCAUGGCCGACUGCGGCUCCGCUCCCGCGCCGGCUGCGCCGGGCCCGGCCGGCUCCGGCCUCCUCCCCCGCCCUGUGGCCGACCCCCGCUCGCCCGUUGUCCGGCCCGGCCAGCUGCCGGCUCCCGCAACCCGGACGGCCGGUUCCGCACGCGCCCCCGCGGCCGGCCAGACUCGCCGCCCCACCUCCGACCUCCGGCCAGAGCGCCCCCGCCUCCGGCUCGGUUUCGUCCGCGCCUCGGUGCCUGCCCCGCCUCGCGGCCUCCUCUGCCUGUGCGCCCCAUGGCCGGCUACGCCAUGCCCGUCGGAGGCCGGCUGCGCCCCGCACCGGCUCGCGCCUGCGUCGGCCGCUUACCGCCUCGGCCGUGGCCUUCGCUGGCCGGCUGCCUAGAAGAUAGAGAGGGGGCCGGCUGA